AUGGUUACGAAAGCAAUUCCUUCUCGCUCCUCGCGCCCUUCUUCGGCCUCGAAGCCGAAGCAGACGAAGCUCGAUUUUAGCAAAAGUACUGGGAAGUCAGCUACUUCGAAACCGAAAGCCCAACCGAAUGCGAGUAUCCUCAGUUUCUUCAAGAAGACGGAUGCCCCCCAGCAUAUGGAGCCUGGUUUGUUCCUCGACAGUAAGGGCAAGAAUGCAGGUAGAAAAACAGAGCAGAGCAAGGACGAUGUGGUUGGGUGGGGUGACGAAGAGCCCUUUGGCGAGGAUGCCGCGGAACCUUCACGAUUCAAUGAAGAUGGUGGGAGCGUGAAAAAGAGGCGAAUCAGCACGGAUGUGGAUGAGCUAAAGGACCAGCGAUCAUCCCCGCCUUCUGGCCUCAAUGGAUCGUCUCUUGCCGCUAAGCGCCCUUCUGGACCGUUUCUGGAUGAUUCUGACAGCGAAGGGGAGGAAGAAAUCAUACAUAAGCAAGCAUCUUCUCCAUUGGAACAUGGCCGUGGUGAAGGGGGAAAGGAGAGUCCUCCAGCAGGCGCGGAUACUCCUCAUCCCACCAAUAAAGAGGUUGGUGAAGAACCUGACCAUGAGCAACCAGGAGUCCCACCACUAAAAAGAGAACCUACCAGCUUUUUCGGAACCGAGGGAUUUGAUGAAUUUGAAGGACUCGGUAAUUUUGACGACUUUGAAGACGAGGAGGAGUUCGGGGACGAAGAGAGACGAUGGAUGCAGGAGCAAAGAAAGCUUGAACUGGACGAAGUCGACCUCGAAGCCGAUUCUGGCAACCCGGAACCAAGCCUUGCAGGCGGUGUGAAGCUGGAGCUGGGUGAUGAAACGAACGAUACAGCGCUCAUUUCAGAUGCCCCGAUUUGCCCGAUUUGCAACCUGAGUCUUGAAGGCGCCUCAGACCAAGAUGCUUCAAUACACGUGAACAACUGUCUGGACGGCAAGCCAACUGCACUUCCACCUCCAAAAGAGCCGGCAGGCGGCGCAAGCUCGACCGCAGUUGGUGGCGCAAGCCGUUUUCAGCGACCUGCCAGACCGGCAAAGCCCGGCCAGGCAAAUCCUUUCCAACUAGGGGCAACCGAAGGAAGUUCCUCUUCCGCGUUUACCAAGCUUAUGUCGGGACAUGCAGAAGAUGCUGCUUGGGCGAGCGCUGCUGCUGCGGAAAACGCUUCUCGUGGCAAGCCGUCAUACCAGCGUACCUGUCCCUUCUACAAAAUACUUCCAGGUUUUUCCAUAUGUGUCGAUGCAUUUCAUUAUGGCGCCGUUCAAGGCUGCGAAGCCUACUUUCUUAGCCAUUUUCACAGCGACCACUAUAUCGGCCUCACUGCGAAUUGGCGCCAUGGCCCAAUCUAUUGCAGUCGUGUCACAGCGAACCUCGUCCGACAGCAGCUGCGCGUAGAUUCGAAGUUCGUUGUUGGGCUUGAAUGGGAGACGGCUACGGAAGUUCCGGGAACAGGGGGUGUGACGGUCACCAUGAUACCAGCAAACCACUGUCCUGGCAGCUCGCUCUUCCUGUUCGAGAAACCAAUCGGAAAAGGCAAGAAUCCGAGAAUGCAACGCGUGCUUCACUGUGGAGAUUUUAGAGCGUGUCGGGUACACCUUGAGCACCCACUCCUUCGGCCUGAUGUGUUGGAUGCUGUCUCUGGCAAGACGAGGCAACAGAAGCUCGAUGUAUGCUACCUGGACACAACCUACCUCAACCCGAAAUACGCGUUUCCGAGCCAAGGAGAGGUCAUUCAGGCCUGCGCCGAUAUGUGUGUGAGUCUGAAUAAGAUUCGAGCGGAUGAGACGGAUGGCUGGGAGCAGAUGAAGCGGGAACGAGCUGGGAAAGGUAUGGUUAACUUUGUUCGGAAAGAUUCGGACGUUGUCAAAGAGGAAGACAACGAGGAAGACAUUGAUGCAAUGAAGCUUUCUAAAGGAACGAAGACUCGAGGGAAACUCCUAGUGGUCGUCGGAACGUAUAGUAUCGGCAAGGAGCGCAUGUGUUUGGGCAUCGCAAAGGCUAUGGACAGCAAGAUUUUCGCGCCACCAGCAAAGAUGCGCAUCUGCAAAGCACUUGAAGACCCGGAGCUGAACGAGCGUCUGACGCAAGACCCUCGCGAGGCCCAAGUGCACAUGACCCCACUGUUCGAGAUCCGCGCCGAUACACUCGACGACUACCUUAAAGACUACCGAGGCACGUUUACGCGUGCAGUCGGCUUUCGUCCGACUGGUUGGAAUUAUCGCCCUCCGAACUCACGUUUCACCGAGUCACCUCUCGUGCAAACGGUGCUGCAUUCGAACAACUGGAAGAGCAAUUUCAGCAUGCGCGAGCUUGUGCCCCAGCGCGGUAGCACGUCGCGUGCCAGCUGCUUCGGCGUGCCGUACAGCGAACACAGCAGCUUCAGGGAGUUGACCAUGUUUUGCUGCGCGCUUAGGAUCGACAAGAUCAUCCCGACGGUCAAUGUGGGUAGUGCGAAGAGUCGAGAGCGGAUGAAGGGUUGGUGCGAGAGAUGGGCGCAGGAAAAGAAGAAGAACGGGCUGUUCAAGCCUGCAGAUGGAGAAUAUUGGUGA
Molecule: messenger RNA, 2568 nt
Organism: Lasiodiplodia theobromae
Lineage: Eukaryota; Fungi; Ascomycota; Dothideomycetes; Botryosphaeriales; Botryosphaeriaceae
Product: DNA repair metallo-beta-lactamase
Exons: 1
Coding region: 1-2568 (855 amino acids)
Biological process (GO): double-strand break repair via nonhomologous end joining; interstrand cross-link repair; protection from non-homologous end joining at telomere
Molecular function (GO): 5'-3' DNA exonuclease activity; damaged DNA binding
Source: RefSeq, a predicted model, not a curated record